CUGGCAAGAGCUCGUGUAGUGCGACAUGGCGUCUUCUUGAAGCGUAGCUAAAUCGUAAAUAUUUUGUUGACAAAUAGUUAAGAUGGCAGCAGACUCCUCUGACAAGAAGGAUGCUGAAUCCUCAGGGACCAAAGACAGAGAUAGGAAGCGCAGCCGGUCACGAGAGCGGGAACGUAAAGCCUCACCACGCAAACGCCAUCGUUCUCGUGACCGAAAUCGCUCUAAAUCUGCAGAAAGGGACCGACGCAUGAAAGACAAGGACAGAGACAAGGAACGUGACAGAGAUAAGGACCGAGAUAGGAGCCGUAAGGACAGAGACAGCCAUCGACGUGAUAAAGAUCGCAACAAGAGGUCCAGAAGUCUUUCGCCCAAGUCAAAGGAUGCUAAAUUAAAGAAAGAGAAGGAUAUAAAAACAGAAGAGGAUGAAGAUGAAAAGAAGAAGAAAGAGAAGGUCCAGCCUUUGUCUUUGGAAGAGCUUCUCACCAAGAAGAAGGCAGAAGAGGAAGCAGAGGCAAAGCCCAAGUUCCUCUCCAAGGCUGAACGAGAAGCCGAGGCUCUGAAACGGAGGGAGCAACAGACGGAGGAAAGGAGGAGGUUGAUGGAAGAAGAGAGGAAGAAGAGAAGGAUGUUCCAGGACAUGGGCAGAAAAAUGCUGGAGGACCCCCAGGAAAGGGAGAGACGGGAACGAAGAGAGAGAAUGGAGCGAGAGAACAACGGGAAUGAAGACGAUGACGGACGACAAAAGCUGAGAGAGGAGAAAGAUAAAAGCAAAGAACUCCACGCCAUCAAGGAGCGUUACCUUGGUGGGCUCAAGAAACGCCGGAGAACUCGUCACCUGAACGACAGGAAGUUUGUGUUUGAAUGGGAUGCUUCUGAAGACACUUCAGUCGACUACAACCCAAUUUACAAAGAAAAGCAUCAGGUCCAGCUGUACGGCCGAGGCUUCAUCGCUGGCAUUGACUUGAAGCAGCAGAAAAGAGAGCAGUCACGUUUCUAUGGUGACCUGAUGGAGAAGAGACGAACGCUGGAGGAAAAGGAGCAGGAAGAAACGAGACUGAAGAAGAUGCGUAAGAAGGAAGCCAAGCAGCGCUGGGACGACAGGCAUUGGUCUCAGAAGAAGCUGGACGAGAUGACGGACAGAGACUGGCGUAUCUUCAGAGAGGACUACAGCAUCACCACCAAGGGAGGAAAGAUCCCGAACCCAAUCAGAAACUGGAAGGAGUAUUCACUGCCCGCACACAUCCUGGAGGUCAUCGACAAAUGUGGCUACAAGGAUCCGACACCUAUUCAGAGGCAGGCCAUUCCUAUUGGUUUACAGAACCGUGACAUCAUUGGUGUGGCCGAGACCGGUAGCGGUAAAACAGCUGCUUUCCUGAUUCCACUGCUGGUCUGGAUAACCACCCUGCCAAAAAUUGACAGGAUUGAAGACUCAGACCAGGGUCCUUAUGCUGUGAUCCUGGCCCCGACUCGUGAGUUGGCGCAGCAGAUUGAAGAGGAGACCAUAAAGUUCGGUAAACCGCUCGGCAUCCGCACAGUGGCUGUGAUUGGAGGAAUCUCCAGAGAGGACCAGGGCUUCCGUCUCAGGAUGGGCUGUGAGAUUGUGAUCGCCACCCCCGGGCGUCUGAUCGACGUGCUGGAGAACCGCUACCUGGUCCUGGGCCGCUGCACAUACGUGGUCCUCGACGAGGCUGAUCGUAUGAUUGACAUGGGUUUCGAGCCCGACGUCCAAAAGAUUCUGGAGUACAUCCCAGUGACCAAUCAGAAACCAGACACGGAGGAGGCGGAGGACCCUGAGAAGAUGAUGAUGAACUUUGAAUCUGGAAAACAUAAAUACAGACAAACGGUCAUGUUCACAGCUACUAUGCCUCCAGCUGUGGAGAGACUGGCCAGGAGCUACUUGAGACGUCCUGCCGUGGUGUACAUCGGGUCUGCUGGCAAACCUCACGAGAGAGUCGAACAGAAGGUCUUGCUUAUGUCAGAGGGAGAGAAGAGGAAGAAGCUGCUGGAGGUGUUGUCGCACGGCUUCGAGCCUCCCAUCAUCAUCUUUGUCAACCAGAAGAAGGGUUGUGACGUGCUGGCCAAAUCUCUGGAGAAGAUGGGGUACAAUGCUUGCACGCUGCACGGUGGCAAAGGCCAGGAGCAGAGAGAGUUCGCUCUCUCCAAUCUCAAGGCAGGAGCCAAAGAUAUCUUGGUGGCCACAGACGUUGCUGGUCGAGGUAUCGACAUCCAGGACGUCUCCAUGGUCAUUAACUACGACAUGGCUAAAAACAUCGAAGACUACAUCCAUCGUAUCGGUCGUACGGGUCGUGCUGGUAAGAGUGGUGUGGCCAUGACUUUCCUCACUAAAGAGGACUCUGCGGUGUUCUACGACCUGAAGCAGGCUAUCCUCGAGAGCCCGGUCUCCACCUGCCCUCCAGAGCUGACCAACCACCCGGACGCUCAGCACAAACCUGGAACCAUUCUGACCAAGAAGAGACGCGAGGAGACCAUCUUUGCCUGAUUUACCCUGGCUCUCUCAAUACAAGUUGGACUUCCACUGAACACACACUUUGGUUUCAGACUGUUUUAUCAUGUUGUAGUUGUACACAAUGUGCAUUUCUCAGUUUUACGUUCAGGAUUUGGUCUCCAGGUCAUUCACAUCCAUUUCUAUUGUUCUUUGUCCACCAUGCCUCCCAUUCCGUCUGUCUGUUUUUGUCUUUUCAACCAGUGUGAGGUUAGAAAAAAUAGAUUCGCUAACUGGUGCAGAAAUCAUCACCACGCUGGUUUUGGGAUUAAAAGGCUCAGCUCAGUGUGUAAAUGUGGACUCUGCUAGAUGCUUGUUUUGCUUCUAUAAACAAGAUCAGUAAGCAGGAGCCUGAUGAUGUAACUGAUCUGCACUGUGUAAAUGUUACUCUUUAAUUAUCAAAUGUGAUAAAUACCAGCCAGGAUGUGAGUGUAGAUGAGCAGUAAGUGCUAAGUUGUGCAUUUUUAUUAAUUUUCUGUCAGCAUAAUCUGAAUUUCCUGACUGUUAAAGAGACCAAUGCCAGAAGUGACAACUUUUGCUUCAGAUUCAUCCUCUGACUAAAUUCAUCGUUUAAAAUAUAAACAUUUGUAUGACGUGAAUACAGCAAAUUUGAGUAACAUCUGUGUCAUCUGACUACUGUGCGUGGGUUAAUCUAUGGAUGCAGAGCAGGGGUUGAAACCUUUCAAAGAUGUACAAAAGAGCAAAAUUCAGGCACUCACACAGGAGGAAGGGGAUUCAUGUGGAGUUUUGAUUUAAAAGUCUGUUAUUAGUUUCAUGGCUUGUUCAUGAGACAAUAAAAAAGGAUUGCGAUAGAACAGAAAGCCCCAAAAAGCAACAAGUGAAACACAAGGUCAAGUCAUAAAAU
Molecule: messenger RNA, 3368 nt
Organism: Chelmon rostratus (copperband butterflyfish)
Lineage: Eukaryota; Metazoa; Chordata; Actinopteri; Chaetodontiformes; Chaetodontidae
Gene: ddx23
Product: DEAD (Asp-Glu-Ala-Asp) box polypeptide 23
Exons: 17
Coding region: 83-2500 (805 amino acids)
Biological process (GO): mRNA splicing, via spliceosome
Cellular component (GO): catalytic step 2 spliceosome
Molecular function (GO): RNA binding; RNA helicase activity; ATP binding
Source: RefSeq, a predicted model, not a curated record